UGGCCGCGACCCUCCUCUCCUCCUGUGGUCAAGGUGGAGGUCUUCUACGACUCUGAGUACGGAAUGCCCUCCACUCACGCCAUGUCAGGCACGGCCAUCCCCUUCUCGCUUUUCUUCCUGACCUGUGGCAGAUGGGAGUAUCCUUACGCAAUUGGACUACUCCUUGCUUCCAGCUGGUGCAUCCUUGUAUGUCUCAGUCGUCUAUACAUGGGAAUGCAUUCUAUUCUGAUCGUGGAGGGACAAGUUCAAUCAUGGAGGACAUUGAACAGUGGUUUCAUGACCUGCGCAUCGCGAAACGGUCAACGCAGAAAACUGAAGAUUCAACCUACCUGCUGGAUAUUGACUGCAUAAAGUCACCCACUGAUCAGAGUAGUCAGUUAGUUGCUGUUUUGUGUUCCAACCACUGUAUCCGUGUCUACAAUAAACAGACUCUGGCUCUGCUUCAACAGUUCCAAGGCCACUCUGCUCCUAUUAGUGGGAUAAGAUUUGCACAAACCAACAGCCAUUUACUAUUCUCUGCUUCGUGUGAUGGGACGCUGAAGUGCUGGGAUGUGCGUUUAUCUAGCGCGGAGGCAGUGCAGAUUUACAAAGGCUAUCCUAAUAAUGCAUUUAUCAGCUUUGAUAUUAGCUGUAAUGAUUUAGUUAUCUGUGCUGGAACAGAAAAGAAAGAGGAAGAUACUUACAUGGUUUUCUGGGAUGCCCGAAGUGGAACCAACACUGAUUGUCCUGGAGGUCAAGAACCUCUUGGGGUUUAUUCAGAGACCCACAAUAAUGAUAUCACGCAAAUCCGUUUCCAUCCCUCCAAUCCCAACAUGGUGGCUUCAGGCUCAACCGAUGGAUUGGUCAAUAUUUUUGACAUCAGCCAAGAAACGGAAGACGAUGCUCUCCUUGCAACGUGCAACUCUGAUUCUUCAGUCAGUUUUGUUGGCUGGUCUGGUGGUCAGCGGGAGCAGAUAUUUUGCUUGACCCAUGACGAAGGUUUCUUUCUGUGGGAUCUUGCCCAUCUCCAUAACGAUGAGCCCAUCACACGUGUUAAAAUACAGGAUGCCAGAGAGAGCUUGAAGUUGGACAGUGGCCACUUGGACUACCUGAUUGGAGGGUUUUACCACAAGGAAGCUGAUAGUUUGUUUGUAUUAGGCGGCAGCCAUAAGGGGAAACUUCACUUCCUAAAAUGUGAAGCUGGUGCCCUUGCCCACAUGAAUUCACUACGUGACGGACACUCGGCAACAGUGCGUGCCUUUUACUGGGAUGUUGAGGAUAAUUCUUUGCUGACGUGUGGGGAAGACUCUCAGCUAGUUUUAUGGAAACCAAAUGCAGUAGAAACAACCACAGAAAAGAAGAUGACAAUGAAGCUUCCAUCAGAUGUGCAUCGAAAAAUGAGAGUUCACAGUAAAAUCACUUACAAAAGCAAGAAAUAAGAACAACAGGCAAAUCUUUGUGUUUGCCAUAGCUGGCUUCCAGGAGAUUAAUUUCCACUUUGCUGAGAAGUAAAUAAUUCUUCGUAAAUGUCGGGAGUUCAGCCAUUCUGUGGCUCCUAAUAUGCAAAUUUUAUUUUGCAUCCAAACAAUGAGCUUUUAAUUGGAAAAACCUGAUGCAAAGCAAUAACAUUCAAAAAUAUAGCAAGUAUUGGAGUUUCAUUUGCUUAAGUCUGGUUUUCUUAUUUUAACAUUAUAAGCAUAUCCUUGUAUCAUUUUUUUAGCACUGAAUGAUAAAAUUAUAUUUUUACAAGCA
Hypanus sabinus (Atlantic stingray) is the source of this 1731-nucleotide messenger RNA. It is a transcript of the gene wdr89, whose product is annotated as WD repeat domain 89. Bases 132 to 1418 code for a protein of 428 amino acids. Gene Ontology annotation, molecular function: protein binding. The record is from RefSeq and is a predicted model, not a curated record. The transcript is spliced from 3 exons. NCBI's taxonomy places the organism in Eukaryota, Metazoa, Chordata, Chondrichthyes, Myliobatiformes, Dasyatidae.